AGAGGCCAUUUUGCGUCCCCGCGUGUGUGCACCUAAUCUCAGCUGGUCCACCCGAGACCCCCUGAGCGCCUACCCUAGUCCCCCGCGCGGUCCCAUUUCCGCUCCAACAAGAUGAAAGAAACUAUCAUGAACCAGGAGAAACUCGCCAAACUGCAAGCACAAGUGCGCAUUGGUGGGAAAGGAACUGCUCGCCGAAAGAAGAAGGUGGCUCAUAGAACAGCUACAGCAGAUGAUAAAAAACUUCAGUUCUCCUUAAAGAAGUUAGGAGUAAACAAUAUCUCUGGUAUUGAAGAAGUGAAUAUGUUCACAAACCAAGGAACAGUGAUCCACUUUAACAACCCUAAAGUUCAGGCAUCCCUGGCUGCGAACACUUUCACCAUUACAGGCCAUGCUGAGACAAAGCAGCUGACAGAAAUGUUACCCAGUAUCUUAAACCAACUUGGUGCAGACAGUCUGACUAGUUUAAGAAGGCUGGCUGAAGCUCUGCCCAAACAAUCUGUGGAUGGAAAGGCACCACUUGCUACCAGAGAGGAUGAUGAUGAUGAAGUUCCAGAUCUUGUGGAGAAUUUUGAUGAAGCUUCCAAGAAUGAAGCAAACUGAAUUGAGUCAACUUCUGAAGAAGAUAAAACUUGAAGAAGUUACUGGGAGCUGCUAUUUUAUAUUAUGACUGCUUUUUAAAAAUUUUGUUCAUGGAUCUGAUAAAAUCUAGAUCUCUAAUAUUUUUAAGCCCAAGCCCCUUGGACACUGCAGCUCUUUUCAGUUUUUGCUUAUACACAAUUCAUUCUUUGCAGCUAAUUAAGCUGAAGAAGCCUGGGAAUAAAGUUUGAAACAAGAUUAAUAAAGUU
Neofelis nebulosa (Clouded leopard) is the source of this 845-nucleotide messenger RNA. Its product is annotated as transcription factor BTF3-like. The record is from RefSeq and is a predicted model, not a curated record. Lineage: Eukaryota; Metazoa; Chordata; Mammalia; Carnivora; Felidae. The transcript has a single exon. Gene Ontology annotation, cellular component: nascent polypeptide-associated complex; cytosol. Bases 112 to 600 code for a protein of 162 amino acids.